Molecule: messenger RNA, 4062 nt
Organism: Sphaeramia orbicularis (orbiculate cardinalfish)
Lineage: Eukaryota; Metazoa; Chordata; Actinopteri; Kurtiformes; Apogonidae
Product: polypeptide N-acetylgalactosaminyltransferase 15
Exons: 10
Coding region: 1085-3052 (655 amino acids)
Biological process (GO): protein O-linked glycosylation
Cellular component (GO): Golgi apparatus
Molecular function (GO): polypeptide N-acetylgalactosaminyltransferase activity
Source: RefSeq, a predicted model, not a curated record
GCUGCGUCCUGCCAAGUGGAAUUCAGUGGGCUUUCAGAGCCACGACGCCAAACAGAGCCCGUGAGACAGGCUGACGCACGCGGCUCUCCUCUGUGGGUGAUGUGGUUAAAUGGGUACAGUCUGACCCCCUCUUGGCCAUGGACAGAAAGCUGACUCUGAGCUCACCUGGAAAAACAUUAAUGGGAUAAUUUAGCAGUUUGCCUUAAAACACACUCGGAAAACAAGUUAGUAUAAAAAUAUGUUUUUGUAACUUUCCACUUAUUGAUCCAAAAGUGGGUUUGGAGUUCCAGGACGCACGAGGUUCUCUGUUUUGACUCAGUCUACACGAAAACAUCAGAUGGACAAGAUCUCCUCGAAGAACCAGGCAGAGCAGAGGCUGCGACCGCCCCGCUUCCCGGGCUCCGGCAGACGGUCAUGGGACCGCGGGGCCGUUCGCCAGCUGGCCGGAGACAGCGGCUUUGAAGUGUGACGCACCGGAGAGAGGCGCCUCCGCUAAAACAGCCCGCACGCACAAACCGGGGAAGCAAAAACAGACUCACUGCGCUGUAACACGCGAGUACAAGUCUAGAAAGUGUAACUUACUGUUAUUUUUGGCCGAAAUAAAAUCUAGUGUGAUUAUAAAGUAGCUGGAAAUAACUGCAAACCUUUCAUUUGAAGUCCUGUAAUCCACAUGAGCGGAACAUUAAAAUAAAAGUAGUGCAUCUGGAAUAUGUGCUGCAGUCUGGUGUUGUAGAUGAGCUGAUAUGAGCAGGUGGAGCAGCAGGUGGAUGGAUCAGGUGCAUUUCCACAGAUCAUCUGAGGGUCACUUUUACGCAGGCGUUAGGACCCCGGGAUGGGCUGGAUGAGAGACAAAGUGUGCGCACCUCCAGAGGCUUGUUGAGAGUUUGACUUGUCUCUCAUUCCUGUCACAUGUCUGGUGCGGCUGGAUGUGUCUUCAGAUUUCUGCUUUUCAUCGUCUCUGAACACACGCGUAAUUUCAGUAAAAUGCUGCUCACUUUUCUGAGGAAAAUCCUACAUUUGUGGAAGUCCAGACGGGACAGUGUGAACUUCUGAGCUGUGGUUCCGCUCUCCUCUUCCUCCCACCAUGAGGCUGUGGGGCAGAGCUCCAGGCGUCCGCAGGAGGAUGCUCUGUUUCUGGCUGCUGCUUCUCGGGUUCGCCCUGGUCUCGUUGACGUUCUCGGACCUUUUUAUCAAACGGGAGCGGGACCACAGUCAUCAGCGAACCGGCCCUCCCCGGCGCCCCCUCCAACGGGUGCCCGGUCCACCGGAGGUUGAGGUGCUUGUGGACUUUCGGGACCCCGCUUUGGAGCUCGGCAUUGAUCUAGCCCCCCUGAACUCUCUGCAAGAAGACCAGCUGUUAUUCGUGCCAUCCACGCAAGGGACAAAAAACUCGCCGCCAAAGAAAGGGAGUUAUAAGGUGCUUCUGCCGGGACCGGGUAAAGACAGCACCACGCCAGCGGCCACGACGCACGGAGAGAUGGGGAAAGGGGUACAGCUGAGCCUCGGGGGUCUGGAGAAGGACAUGGAGCGGACUGGAGUGAAUAAAUAUGGAUUUAACGAAGUGGUCAGUGAGAGGAUUUCACUCCACCGGAGUCUGCCGGAGGUGCGACCUCCUGAGUGUUUAGGGGAGCAGUACAGUGAGUCUCUGCCUUCAGCCAGUGUUGUCAUCUGUUUCCACGAUGAGGCUUGGUCCACACUGCUGCGCACCGUCCACAGUGUACUGGACACGGCACCCAAACAGCAUCUGCAGGAGGUCCUGCUGGUGGACGACCUGAGCCUGCACGGUCAUCUGAAGAGCGUCCUCAGUGAGUAUGUGUCACAUCUGAACGGUGUGCGCUUGAUUCGUAGCAUGAGGCGCCUAGGAGUGGGAGGGUGCCGGACUCUAGGUGCUUCCAGAGCUACUGGGGAGGUACUGGUAUUCAUGGACUCCCACUGUGAAUGCCACAAGGGCUGGCUUGAACCCCUGCUGGAGAGAGUGGCCCAGGACAGAACCAGAGUGGUGUCUCCCAUCAUGGAUGUGAUUGACUGGCAGACCUUUCAGUACAACGCCACCCGGUGGCCAGUUCGGGGAGUGUUUGACUGGAGACUAGACUUCUACUGGGAAUCAAACCCUCAGGUUCAAGCUAAGGACGCAGAUUUGGCUGUUCAUCCUGUGCAGAGCCCAGUAUUAGGAGGUGGAGUACUGGCUAUCGAUAGACAUUUCUUUCAAAGCGUGGGAGCCUACGACCCAGGAAUGCUGCUGUGGGGGGCCGAACAAAUCGAGCUGUCAAUCAGGGUGUGGUCCUGUGGUGGGUCCAUGGAGGUGGUUCCAUGCUCCCGUGUGGCACACCUGGACCACCACCACCUGCCUUAUCGCUUCCCAGAUGAGGAGCUUCUUCAGAGGAACAAGAUCCGCAUUGCAGACACGUGGAUGGAUGCGUACAGGAAGAUCUUCUACAGGAGAGACACACUUGCUCAUUUCAUCAGGCAGUCAGAGAGCCCCAGUAUCACAGAGCGCCUCCGAAUAAAGAGGAGUCUGGGCUGUAGGAACUUCCACUGGUACCUGACAACAGUCUAUCCACAACUUUAUGUCCCCCAGGACAGACCGGCACUGUCAGGCGAGCUGUACAACGUCGGCACUGGCAGCUGUGCGGACUACCCCCGAGGGCAGGCUCUGCAGGGUGGGGACAUGAGUAUAGCACCAUGCAGCGGGACAGGCAGCCAGCAUUGUGAUCUAAACUCUGAGGGUGAAGUGCGAUGGGGUUCACUGGGGGCUUUGUGUUUGGAUGCUAACGGAGAGAGGGUGGUCCUCUCUCCUUGCCCCGCCCACCGACCAACCCCCACCAGACUUCAGUGGAAGUUCAUAAAGCUGAGUGGACAGCUUGUUCACCAACAGUCCCAGUUAUGUCUGGAGGCCGUAAAAGACGGAUUGCUUUCACAGAGCAGCGGUGGUCAGCCAAGAGAAGUGAGCAGCACCCACAGUAGUGUGGGAGGACUCUUCCUACGCCCCUGCACACAUCACCCUCGACAACAGUGGCACUUUGAGCAGCUGGUGGCUCCUAAAGGUGCCUGACAGAAAACAGAAGGACUCUGUGGAUUCACAACACGUAAAUCCAGGGCAUGUACUUUCACAUAUGUUCUAUGCAGUAUGCCCCAGUAAAAUGGUGUAGAAGAAUCUGGAAGUGUAAUUAUUUUUGUUCCACUUUGCCAUUUAGAUUUUUGUUCCUGUUUUAAGGAUUGCAAAUAGCAUUUAUCAAGCUUAAGGCAAGAUAGAGAAAUAAUUAUUUUAAAUUUUUUAAAUGACUUUAUUGGAAUCUAUUACAUGGAUAUAUAUUCUUAAUAUUUAUUGACAUGUACGCAUAGUAAACUUAUAGAAAAAUACUUUGAAUUAUAUUUUAAUUGCUUUAUUACUUCAUGUAUGAAUUGUUUUGUGCACAUACUUGAACUGUGAUGUGAGUCAAACUCCAAAUUGUGGAUGGUGGAUGUUUUGUGGAGUGAAAAGAAACAUGGAGAGCUGCUUCUAUGGGGUCACAAACUGUCGAAGUAAAUAAAAAUAAUAUGAUAUGUGAAUUGAUUUUCCUAAUUAAAACUGAAAAAUGAUGUUUUCUGUAAGAGUUUGUAAAUGCUGACAUCAUGAAUAGCAUUUGAAACGUAGAGUUGAUGGCUCAUUUGUAAGAAGAACAUGCAAAAAAAUUGCAAAAAGAAGAAAAUGAUGUAAAAGAUGACAUGUAAUAAGAGGCAAAUGACAUAACAGAUGCAACAAGAUGAAAAUAAGAAAUAAUAAAAAAGACAAACAAAGCAAUUGCCUCAACAUUUAGUGAAGUGUAUGUAACUCAACCCUGUUGAUGACACUGGAAAAUAUGCCAAUUCAUGACAUAUUUUUGUAUAUCAGAUGAGACAUUAAAACCCCUGAUGUGUCUGUGCUGAGUGUUCUGAAUGUAUGAUUUAUUCAAAAUAUUUCAAAAAAUUUUGCUCAAAAAAUUCAAAAUGUUUUGAGAGAAUAGACCUUGCGCUUUCCAAAGACAUCUGAGCAUGCUCAGUUCUCCCCCCACCACCUGUGUAAUUGGGAGCAAAACAUGGAGC